Molecule: messenger RNA, 1162 nt
Organism: Aaosphaeria arxii CBS 175.79
Lineage: Eukaryota; Fungi; Ascomycota; Dothideomycetes; Pleosporales
Exons: 2
Coding region: 347-1162 (271 amino acids)
Source: RefSeq, a predicted model, not a curated record
GACUUCCCCUCUUUUAUCAAUCUUUUAAGUCACGCACAAGGCAUUCCCCAACUGAAAAAUGGGAAUACAACUCAUCGACUACAACGAUGCUGGCAACAUACUGAAAAACCGUCGAUUGCACCGACGACUCGCUAGAUGGAGUUUUAAAAGACUCCGCAGUAUCUGGCAUGCCUUUGCGUACCCCCUGUACAAGCCGCUUAAGUUGCGCAGUCACAGAAGAUGUUCUCGAUCACAAAGUAGACUACUAAUGUUGCCUGCUGAGAUCCGGUUCAUCAUUUGGGACUACGUAAUGGCUAGUGGGCCCAUAGUAUUGUAUUGAUCGCAGAAGAGGGUUACUUAUAACUUAAUGCCAGAAAAUAGCCCAGAGAGCGGGAUAGACAUUACGCCACAGGCGAUCCGAAAGGCAGUUGAGGGCAGGGUUCAUAAAUCAAACAAGGUGCAUAAAAUAUCGUUGCUUGCUGUACUCCAGACAUGCCAAAUGAUAUAUUUAGAGACAUCACGUCUUCUAUAUCAGGCAAACACUUUCGUUUCCCUGCAGAAUUCAAUACCUAUCGACUUUUGCAAUUUGGCUCUUCCUGCUCACUUGUCGCUUAUAACUUCUUUACAUGUCCACUUCCAAUUCCGCGAAUUUGUCUAUAUUUGGGAUACAUGCCCAGGCCGACAAGAUCCAGACCCAUACAACGAAAGCACAUUUCAUCUAGUCUGCAGACAGAUCAGCCAAUCUAUGCCUAACUUGCGAGCACUCUCAAUCUUCCUACAAGGACCAUUAGUGCAACCCAAGACGUACGACUAUAUCUCGUCGUGCUUGACGAGUAUGCGGGAUGGGCUCAAAGAUUUAUAUUUCAUGGCUGUCAGAUUUCCACACCUAGCCCUCGAGGAAUUGGUUGCGGCCGUAUCCGGGUUGUACGAAGACGACCUAAGAAGAACAUAUCAGCGGCUUGAUUCGAUGAGAGAUCGUUUUCAUGUCCUGCAACCAUGUGUUGGGAAUGAUCGGCAACAAUGGGAGAUAGCAGAUCUGGAUACCGGGAGAGAGAAAGGUUGGAGGUUGGGUACCAUGUACCGGAUUAGUAAUCUCGGUUUGGACAGCGUCGAGAUGAGGAACUAUGCUAUUUUUACAGAAGCAGAAGCUUUCGAUGAACACAUAGAGAAACAUGAGCCAUAG